This is a messenger RNA of Aureobasidium vineae, 1690 nucleotides long. The record is from the annotation of a GenBank genome assembly. NCBI's taxonomy places the organism in Eukaryota, Fungi, Ascomycota, Dothideomycetes, Dothideales, Saccotheciaceae.
GGAAUCUCGCUAUUCUGCAGACAUGGCAGACGUGGGAGGCUACUACGAUGAUCCGUACCGCGAGGACAGGAUAGACAUUGAAUUACGCGCGCUUCCUCGCCUACACGCUCCCGAGGGUCAUUCGUGGGUGUGCGGUGAAAAGCUUGGUGCCGGUGGCUUCGGUAGAGCAUAUCUCUGGAAUCUCGUCUCCAAUGCAGAUCAGAAAGUUGUCAACCGCGUUGUGCUCAAAUACACCGAAGUACGAUCAGAUCAAAUGAUAACCAAUGGAGGUCUGGGCCAUGGACACAUCAGAGAAGUCUUCAUGCAGAGAUCUCUAGUGCCCAAUGGCACGCCCCUAGAUCGAGUUUUCACUGUACCCUUGUUGGGUGCUGAGCAUUGUUCUUGGUCGCUUGAUUCCUGGAGAUACUACUCGCCCUACUUUGCCUUUGGAGACCUCUUUGAUCUUAUCCAAACGCAAGGCAUCGAAACGGGGUCUACGUUGACAGGACAUCGACAAAUCCCCGAGCCAUUUGCUUGGUACAUACUGCACCGACUUGUUUCUGCUGCCAUGGUCAUGGACACAGCAUUACGCACUAGUCAAACCAACUAUCAGGUCGCUCACGUUGACAUGAAGCCCGAAAACAUAUUUCUUGGUGCUCCUGGAUCUCUGGGCAAGAACAAUAGCUUUCCGGCUUAUCCUCCGUGUUACCUUGGCGAUUUCGGAAAUGCACAUAUCACUUACAAAGGUACGGUGGUCGAUAGCUCAACACUGAAUAAAAAGCUAAUAAAGCUAGGCGACCCCUGGAGCUUUGUCAUGCUUGGAGGUUGUACCCAAGGAUGGUCUGCUCCCGAGAUUACACAUCAUGAUAAGAAUUCUUCUGAUAACAAGCCAGGUCUUGGCAAGCGCCUGCUGGAUCUCACACGACCACUCCCGAAGCGCACGAAAGCACGCGAAGCAGAAAACUCUCUUCGCAGAGAGUACAGCCCUGAGUUGCUGAACGUUCUCGAGGCUAUGGUACAGUUCAAGGUGGAAGACAGGCCAACACCGCAGCGUGUGUUAGAAGCCAUUGAAGAGCUCAUGCCCCGGUUCACGCAAGGCAUGGAACGUUGGGGCACCAACCAGUGGUUCGAGGAACUCGACGCCGGCGCUGCGGCCUCGGAAGAUGGAAGCAGCGUUUCUGGUUCCGAAGGCACACCACUUCGAGGCAGAGCUGCUGUUGAAAGCGCCACGGCGAAACUUAUCGACAAGUUCAAGUACCUCUUCUGCGUCCCUAGAGCUCGCCCCAAGCGCUGCAGAAGUCCCAUCGAAAGGGAUACCUCACCCUUCAGCGCAGUAAGAGCAAGAGCCGCGUCCCGCAAACGCCGUCAAGCCAUGGUCACUCGUCAAAUCAAGGAAGGCCUCAGACCAAAGCUACAACGCUACGUUAGCCCCGAUCCAUCUGACGACAAGUUCGUCCUUGAGGACAGUCUCAAGAUACUACAUCCUAAGCGUCCAGAAACCAUCGGUGACUACUUCGCGGCCCCGGAUCCUGCUCCGACGUACUACAAAGAAGAUAUAGAUGAUCUGGAAGCCUACGAAAAAGCAAAGAGGGCGUUCGAAAGAGCGCAUCCUGAUGACUUCCCACCAGUCGGUGCGGAGACCUACAAUUUCAGAAGGGAGGGAGAAGAACCAGGAGAGGUUGUACUCGACCACCCAAGUCCGAUAUCUAGC